GAAUUGCGUCUGGCUGCCGCCUGGUUUGGACAUCCACAACCAACAAUGGUGUGGACUUUGAAUGACAAGACCGUGAAACCUGACGGAAAGAAUGUGAUCGAGUCAAGCGAACCUCUGCCACCUCCCACACAUCCGGGUCCAGGAGGUCCGCUAGAACAGUCACCCGGUGCGACUGAGGUGCUCACAGUUCCCAAAGCACGACGGGCAGAUACGGGCGAGUACAAGUUAACUUUGAUGAAUGACCAAGGUCAGACGUCCACCACAUGCAAAGUAGAAGUCAUCGAUGUACCGGCUGCCCCGUCCGGCCCUCUGGAGGCAACUGAUGUAAAGGCUGACGAGAUCACACUACACUGGAAGGCACCGGAAGAUGAUGGCGGUGAACCGAUUACAAAUUACGUCCUGGAAAAGAAACCGAAGAAUUCGGACAACUGGGAGAAGGUGAGUGGAUUCCUACAUGGUACCACAGCCACGGUGCGUAACCUAGAAGAGGGCAAAGAAUAUGAUUUCCGUGUGAUGGCCGAAAAUGCAAUGGGCGUUAGCGAGCCGUUGACCACAGACCACGCGAUCAAAGCCAAGCAUCCAUUUGAUCCACCAUCCGGUAUGGAUAAGCCCACUGUGGAGGAUACAACCGAUGAUUCGGUCACGAUUGCCUGGAAUCCGCCCCGCAAAGGUCCAGUUACUGGUUAUGUGGUUGAGAAACGUCCUAAAGGGGACAAGAAUUGGACUAAGAAGUCCACCGGACAAGGUGGAAAUGACAAAGAAUGGCAUGCNUUCAAGGUCGAAGUCACUCCGAACGAAGUGAUCGUAACCGAUACCAAAGCGGAGAAGGAGGACUCUGGGCCAUUGCAAAUCACACUGAAAAAUGAGAAGGGCGAGGCCACAGCCCCAGUUACACUCAAAGUUCAAGGUCCUCCAGAACCACCUAAAGGACCGCUCGAGGUGACUGAUGUGCGGGGUGAUUCGUGCAAGCUGUCAUGGAAUCCACCAGCUGAUAAUGGUGGCAGCCCAGUCACCAAUUAUAUUGUGGAGAAGAUGGACACAAAGACCGGUGAAUGGACUCCAGUUAGCCGUUUUGUUCGCCAACCGGAGUACGAGGUUACCGGUUUGGAAGAGGGUAACAAUUACAAGUUCCGUGUACGUGCCGAGAACGAAUUGGGUGUCAGUGAACCGUUGGAAGCUGAACGAUCGAUUAAGGCCGAGAACCCAGCAACCGCUCCCGACUCUCCAUCCAAUGUAAACGUGGUCGAUGUUGACUCUGACAAAGUUAAAUUGGAAUGGAGUAAACCACGCAAUGAUGGUGGACGUAAGGUCACUGGUUACGUGGUCGAGUACAAACCACUGAAUGCGACCGAAUGGGAACGCAUCCCGGUGGUUAAAGAACCAACUGCAACCGUGGAUGGACUCAAGAAAGGUGAGAAGUAUGUGUUCCGUGUCGCGGCCAAGAACGACGUCGGUACUGGUGAACCGAGUAGACCAACGAAACCAGUAGAGUGCAAGCCCAAAUACACCACUGCUGAUGGCCCGGGACAACCCAGUGUGGAUGACGUGGGCAAAAACUUUGUGGACCUAUCCUGGCCAAAGCCGCUCAAAGACGGUGGUUCACGUAUCACUGGCUAUGUGGUUGAAAAACGAAAGAAAAAUGCCCCGGAUUGGGAACCGGCAACUCCGGGCGGAAAACCGGUUAGCGGAAAUCAAGCUCACAUCGAAGAUUUGGAUGAGAAUGGCGAGUAUGAAUUCCGUGUGCGACCGGUCAAUGCGGCCGGUGUCGGUGCGCCAAGCGAUCCGACUCCGUUGGUGAAAGUCAAACCGAAAUAUGGCAAGUGGACGAAACAUACGAUUUUGAGCGCAUCCCCCCCCCGGUCUUAG
Echinostoma caproni is the source of this 1866-nucleotide messenger RNA. The record is from the annotation of a GenBank genome assembly. Lineage: Eukaryota; Metazoa; Platyhelminthes; Trematoda; Plagiorchiida; Echinostomatidae.